Molecule: messenger RNA, 420 nt
Organism: Octodon degus (degu)
Lineage: Eukaryota; Metazoa; Chordata; Mammalia; Rodentia; Octodontidae
Gene: Rpl22
Product: ribosomal protein L22
Exons: 4
Biological process (GO): cytoplasmic translation
Cellular component (GO): ribosome
Molecular function (GO): RNA binding; structural constituent of ribosome
Source: RefSeq, a predicted model, not a curated record
UGCUGCCUGGUCCCUGCGUGCCCUGCGUGCGGCAGCUCUUUGCGUGUGCGUAGCGCGUCUACCUCCCUUUCCGAGUCCUCGGCCGCCAUGGCGCCCGUGAAAAAGCUUGCAGCGAAGGGGGGCAAAAAAAAGAAGCAGGUCCUGAAGUUCACCCUUGAUUGCACACAUCCUGUAGAAGAUGGAAUCAUGGACGCUGCCAACUUCGAGCAGUUUCUCCAGGAAAGAAUCAAGGUGAACGGCAAAGCCGGGAAUCUCGGUGGAGGGGUGGUCACCAUCGAAAGGAGCAAGAGCAAGAUCACCGUGACUUCCGAGGUGCCUUUUUCCAAAAGGUAUUUGAAAUAUCUCACCAAAAAAUAUUUGAAGAAGAAUAAUCUGCGUGACUGGUUGCGCGUAGUUGCUAGCAGCAAAGAGAGUUAUGAA